UGUAGCCCCUUCAACUUCCCCAGUUCCAUUGACAAUAAUAAAACAUUAAAUGCUCUAGGAAUAAGCAACCAUUAUUAGUCAAGUUCGCCCACAAUGCUGUUCCUUCAGAGUCUCAUGAAGAUUGCAGCACCAUCCUUUCUCAUCAUUGGUAUUUUCACUGGGCAAGUUUCAACACAGAGAGGAGAUGGCUGUGGUUUCACAGAUAGGUUGAGACAAGGGCCAAACUAUUUAUGAGCAAAACACAAGAGAUAUCCUGGCAUGGUUUAUUAGUAACCCAGACCUUCAAAACUGAGGACACUUGUUCCACUUUUAAGAUGCUUUGUGAUGAUGUAAAUACCUCAAAUACCUUGCUUAUUGAGCUAAGUGGUAUACACUAUAGAUCACAGCAUUUAUUUGCUUUGUGCUUAUGUUUCUGCUAAUACCUAUAUCCCUGGAUUACAGGUCGAAAGUUUAAGAAGUUUAAUAAGGUCAAAAUGCUACGAGCCUUAGACGUUGUCUCACUCCAACAACCAGCAGCCCUUCCAAAUGAAAGCCCAACUUUGGUGCAGAGGCUUUCUUUUUCACCAAGUCAAGACGUUCAAUUUAUCCCUCCACUGAUCACUGUCUUACAAAGCAUUGAGCCAGAAGUUGUCUACGCAGGUUAUGAUAACACAAAACCAGAAACUCCAAGUGCUUUGAUGACCAGCCUCAAUUACCUGUGUGAGAGGCAGCUCCUCUGUGUGGUCAAGUGGUCCAAGUCAUUGCCAGGAUUCCGGAACUUACAUAUUGAUGACCAGAUAACUCUUAUCCAGUAUUCAUGGAUGAGCCUAAUGGUCUUUGCAAUGGGAUGGAGGUCAUACAAACAUGUCAGUGGUCAAAUGCUAUACUUUGCUCCUGAUCUAAUAUUAAAUGAACAGAGGAUGAAAGAAUCAUCGUUCUAUUCCCUGUGCCUGUCCAUGUGGCAAAUUCCACAGGAGUUUGUCAAGCUACAAGUAAGCAGUGAGGAAUUCCUUUGCAUGAAAGCCCUGCUCCUCCUGAAUACAAUUCCUCUGGAAGGACUCAGAAGCCAAAAUCAGUUUGAUGAAAUGAGAUCCAGUUAUAUCAGAGAGCUGGUCAAGGCAAUUGGGUUGCGACAGAAAGGGGUUGUAGCCAGUUCUCAACGUUUCUACCAGCUCACAAAGCUUAUGGACUCCAUGCAUGAUCUUGUGAAGCAACUUCACUUAUACUGCCUCAACACAUUUCUUCAGUCUCGGGCGCUGAGUGUUGAAUUCCCAGAGAUGAUGUCAGAAGUGAUUGCUGCACAACUUCCAAAGAUACUGGCAGGAAUGGUGAAACCGCUUCUCUUUCACAAAAAGUGACUUGCCUCUCCAUCUGUCUAUCCACAAUCCCACUCUUCCACCCCCAUCUCUGGCUCUCUUUCUCAUCAUUUGUAGAGAUAACAUACACAAGUUGUGUAUUUUUAACAAUUGUUGGAGAUUAUUUUGGGAGGAUGAGAUUUUGCAGUGUUGGAAUAUUCUCAGUUCUGUGUCACUUCAUAUGCCUACCAUUUUAUGUAUUAGACCUGGAUUCAGUCAUAUUUAGAGAAGACCCAUUGAAUCAAUGGGACAGAGGUCAGUCAUGGAUCAGUUAUUUACACUGAUUUCAUGGACCUGUUUGGAAUCUGGCCAAAUCUAGAACCCCGUCCACUCUCCCUGCAAACCUUUACUUGCUGAGCCUCAUCAUCCUUUGUUCCUUUGCAAGUCUUUUUCCCCCCCAAGGCAUGACCAAUAUUUGUCAUAAGAAAUGUUUUAUAAUAGGCCUGAUUAAAUUUCUGCUCAGAUAUCCAUUUGAAAUCAGUUUUUUUUUUAAGAACAGGAAGUCACCUUGUACAUUUUCCCUUCAUAUUAUUCAUUUUUAAAUUGCUAUAAUGGAGUAAAACUUCAGCUUUUAUUACAU
Messenger RNA from Python bivittatus (Burmese python), 1914 nucleotides. The record is from RefSeq and is a predicted model, not a curated record. NCBI's taxonomy places the organism in Eukaryota, Metazoa, Chordata, Lepidosauria, Squamata, Pythonidae.